This is a messenger RNA of Danio rerio (zebrafish), 2736 nucleotides long. NCBI's taxonomy places the organism in Eukaryota, Metazoa, Chordata, Actinopteri, Cypriniformes, Danionidae. The record is from RefSeq and is a predicted model, not a curated record.
AUCCAGAUCUAGUACCUGCGAACUGUGGCUCAGCCAAGACCAACAAGAUGUCCAUGAGUCCACGCUUGGACUGCAGUGGCAUUGCCAAACUGAUACACUGCGCUACAAACACAGAGCUAGGAGCUCUGCGCCAGUGACUAUGCGCCACAUAUACAGAGUACUGGCAAGUCAAUACGAUCCUCUCGGAUAUAUCAUCCCAUACACUACCCGGGCUAAAAUAUUAGUACAGCGUUUAUGGGACAAGAAACGGGACUGGGACGACCCACACCUGCCAGAGGAUCUACUCGCCUUAUGGCAUGAAUGGGAGAAAGAACUGAGUGGACUAGAGGAGAUAUCCUUAGCCAGGUGCUACACUCUGUCAGAAGUAGAUCACGCAUCUUGUAAAUAUGAGAUCCACAUCUUCUGUGAUGCUUCAGAGCAGGCGUAUGGGUCAGUGGCCUAUCUGCGAAUAGAGCACAAGGAGGGUGAAGUAGAAGUUGCCUUUGUUGCUGCCAGGUCCCGUGUUGCCCCCCGAAAGCAACAAUCUAUACCAAGACUAGAGUUGUGUGCUGCUUUAAGUGGAGCACAGCUAUCCCAACUCCUGAACGCUGAGCUUACAGUUCCUAUCCACUCCACUACGCUCUGGUCUGACUCUACCACUGUGCUUAUGUGGUUGACAUCUAGCUCCUGCCGUUACAAGGUAUUUGUGGGGACAAGAGUAGCUGAGAUCCAAGAGAUGACUGCAUCCGCUGUCUGGCGCUAUGUUCGAUCAUCAGACAACCCGGCCGAUGACAUCACUAGAGGCAAAUCUCUCCAAAACCUCUCUAAAGACAGCAGGUGGAGUCAAGGACCAUCUUUCCUUAAGCUCCCUUCAGAGAGCUGGCCAGAACAGCCGCAUUUAGCAGCAGAAGGGCCGAACUCUGAACUAAGACAGUCAUCCUUCUCUGUUUUAGUAACCACUACUGCUCCCUCAGCUAAACUGCAGCACUACAACACCCUGACAGAGUGCCUGAAUGCUUAUGGACAGGAGCUUCAUGGGGCGGCCUAUACCUCCAGUGCUGAACUGCAAAAGGAUGUUCAACGUGCAGUUCUCCGUCAAGCACAAGCCGAGUCCUUUCCAGAAGAGCUGAGACUAUUGAUGUCUGGAAAAUCAGUAUCAUCGAAGAGCAGACUACUCACUCUUUCCCCAGAACUUGAUGCUGCUACUGGACUUAUUAGAGUAGGAGGCCGGCUACGGCAUUGUGAGGUCUUGGAAGCAGAUACUAUACACCCAGUUGUCCUUGAUCCUCGGCACCCAGUCACACUGUUAAUCAUUAGAGAUCAUGAUGAGAGACUGCAUCAUCCAGGUACGGAGCGGUUGUUUGCAGAAAUCAGAAGGACAUACUGGAUACUGAGAGGUCGUGAAGCCAUCCGACGAUACCAACACCAAUGUACAGAGUGUAAGAAGUGGAGAGGACGCCCAGAGGUCCCAUUGAUGGCAGACUUACCCCUUACAAGACAAAGAUACUUCCGUCCUGUCUUUUACUCGACUGGGAUGGACUGUUUUGGCCCCUUCGUUAUUAAGAUUGGUCGACGUAAUGAGAAGAGGUGGGGUAUAGUCUUCAAGUGUAUGACCACAAGGGCAGUCCAUCUUGAUCUUCUCUCUAGUAUUGACUCUGACUCAUUCUUAAUGGCUCUAAGAAGGUUCAUAGCCAGAAGAGGCAACCCCCAUGAGUUACUGUGUGACCAAGGCACUAAUUUUAAGGGAGAAGAACGUGAACUGAAUGAGGCCUUUGCUGCUCUCCAAAGUGAGCUACAGAACCAUCUCGCUGUUCAGCAAAUUAAAUUCACCUACAACCCACCAAGUGCCCCUCACUUUGGUGGAUGCUGGGAGAGGGAGAUCCGUUCGAUCAAGGCAGCCCUUAAAGUGACAAUUGGAGCCCAGACAGUUACUGAGGAAGUGUUAAGGACCGUCCUGAUUGAGGUAGAAGGUAUCCUCAACUCCAAGCCUUUAGGAUAUACCUCCUCUGAUGUCGCUGAUCUCGACCCAAUUACCCCGUUCUGCUUCUUAAUUGGUCGCAGAGAUGUGUCACUUCCCCAAGUCGUCUAUGAGGACUCAGAAAUCCUAAGUCGACGGCGGUGGCGUCACAGCCAACUACUUGCAGAGCACUUCUGGAGGCACUUUCUGAAAUACUACCUACCUGACCUUCAGGCACGGCAGAAGUGGAAAACCGAGAAGAGGACAUUAGAAAUUGGGGAUGUAGUCAUGAUAGUUGAUCCUCAACUCCCUCGUGCACUUUGGCCAGUGGGCAGAAUCACACAAGUGUUCCCUGGUGCAGAUGGUCGAGUGCGGACUGCUAAUGUGGAGGUUAAGGGCAAGACUUAUACCCGUAUUGUGGCUCGACUUAUACAGCUUCCAGCUCUACCUGAGGACGAAUAAUGCAUGUUAUGGAUCUUUUGUCAGAUGAGCGAAUUCAGUUCUGAAUUCGGGGGCGGCUGUGCAAAAGGACCGCUGAUGUCUACGUCCCGGAUGACACCAACCAAUCAGUGCACAAUGCAACGCAGUAUCAUCGAGGUGGGCUGAGCUAAGAACUAGUUGAGAGCGACAGUGCACACGGGAGAUAACGCUGGCGAUAACACCUGCUAUCGAACUUACUCGGCAAAAAGAGACAAAACAGUCACUACUGGUAUACUGUGCUACAGUGUGCGUGUCUUAAAAAAACCACACAUAUGUUCCAUUGUAUACCAAGUGCUUCAGUAAAUGAAAAUCACAUCUAA